Myripristis murdjan (pinecone soldierfish) is the source of this 1533-nucleotide messenger RNA. RefSeq names its product tumor necrosis factor receptor superfamily member 14-like. Gene Ontology annotation, molecular function: transmembrane signaling receptor activity; protein binding. Lineage: Eukaryota; Metazoa; Chordata; Actinopteri; Holocentriformes; Holocentridae. The record is from RefSeq and is a predicted model, not a curated record. The coding region runs from base 521 to 1369 and encodes 282 amino acids. Gene Ontology annotation, cellular component: external side of plasma membrane; membrane. The transcript has 10 exons. Gene Ontology annotation, biological process: positive regulation of cytokine production involved in immune response; negative regulation of alpha-beta T cell proliferation; apoptotic process.
AAUUCAUAACAAAUAUGAGAAGGGUUAAAAUGGUAUUAAAAGGGGUGUGCACCAUAUAGCAAGUGUAGCUCUACUGUUCCACACUGAUUUUGACCCAAUAGGUCACAUGACCUGGCAGUUAUUAAGCUAUAAUGCCAGGGCCUAUUUGCAAACUUAACUGCAGGUUGCACAUUGUCUUAUUUGUACCUCAGAUUAAUACACUGCUUUGAUUUGUUGUCUCUUUCUCCUUCUUUAGUGGUCAUCUCUGCUGCAUCAAUGGCUUUCUCUUCUCCCAUCUCCAUGCUCUUUCCCUGUCUUGUCUGCUCUGCGUCUUCUCUUUCCACUUAACAACACAGGGAUUAAAACAAGAACAUAUUUGUGGGUCUGAAAACUGUCCAGGAGGAGGGGAGGUAAACUCUGAAAUGAGCAUCAGAUUGGUGAGAUAUCCUCUUCAUGAGAUGGAUUUUAAAUCUCUCCUCAUCUUGAAUCUCAGUGAGACGGUGUCUGGAUUCUCUGAAAAGCCUUAACCAACCCAAAGGAAAUGCCUUCCAGAAGGAGACAGUCAAUUGUAGCAGUGAUGAUAUUUAUGCUGAAUGUCAUCACUGCAGAUGCUCAGACUUGUCAUCGUGCCGAAUACAGAGUAGGACAGGAAUGUUGUCCUAUGUGUCCCCCUGGAAACAGAGUUAAUAAACAUUGCACAGAGUUCACAAGUACAUCUUGUGAGCCGUGCGCUGAUGGAACCUUCCUGGAUCAGCUUAAUGGACAAACAGAGUGCUUUCCAUGUAAAACCUGUGAUGCAGAUCCAGGUUUAAAGGUGAAAAGGCCGUGCACAACAACAUCAGAUGCUGUUUGUGGACCACAAGAUGGAUUCUUCUGUGUUGAUCGUAGAGGGGACGGCUGUGUUGCAGCACAGAAACACCGCAGCUGUAAAGCUGGUCAAUACAUCAGCCGAAGAGGAACAGCAAUAACAGACACAGAGUGCAGCGACUGCACAGGGGAAACAUAUUCAAAUGGAACAUUUCCAUCUUGCCAACCUCACACAAAAUGUGAAUCUGAGGGUCUUCAGCAGAUCAGACCAGGAAAUCAUGCAGCUGAUUCUGAAUGUGGACCAAAACAUGACAGUUCAAACAAGACAGUGAUCAUUGUACCAGUGAUCUUGGUUGCUGUUAUAAUAGUUGCAGUUGCAGUUGCAGCUGCAGUAAUGUGUCGGAGAAACAAGAGACCAAAACAAAGUGCAGGAGGAAGAGAAAAGGUUCCAGAACAGGAAACACUAAGAGGAGGGGACCCAUCAGAGGCCUGUGUUUUAGCAGUCAGUGGUUCUGGGGAAAAUGGAAACCAUCAGCCAUCAAGCAUCCAGCGGCUACCUCUGUCUGAAGGGCUGAACACGUGAGGAGGUCCAGAGACCCUGGUGGCCACACUUGGGGAGGAUGCCCUGUCAUACAUGAGACAUGAGCUACUGAGGUCAAAUAUGGCAGGGAGAGCCUGGAGGACCUCCUCCAUCCAGGAAGGUGGAUUCCCAAGAGAUUCAGAGUGGACAGCUGACAAGACGUGAGC